This is a messenger RNA of Hansenula ciferrii, 912 nucleotides long. RefSeq lists its product as uncharacterized. Lineage: Eukaryota; Fungi; Ascomycota; Saccharomycetes; Phaffomycetales; Wickerhamomycetaceae. The record is from RefSeq and is a predicted model, not a curated record. The coding region runs from base 1 to 912 and encodes 303 amino acids. The transcript has a single exon.
AUGAAUUACCAUCAUGAUUCAUUUCAAGCAUCACCAAAAUCUUCAAUCACUUAUGAUGAAUCAUUUCAAAUAUUAAAAUCAAGAAACAUGAGAAAACCAACAAUUCAAAAUGAAGAUAUUGUUCAACAAUUGGAGAAUUUUAGAUUUCCAAAAGCAUAUAGCAUUACACCAAAGCUGAUUACAACUCCAUGUAAAGAAAAAGAGGAAGAAGAGGUAGAAGAUAUUAUUCCAAUUUCACCAACUCAUAUUUCAACUGAAGGAUUUAGAAGAAUAUCUAGUGGUUCAAUGAUGAGUAAUUCAAAUCAAAUUCCAACUGGUCAAAGAUUAAGAAGAUAUUCACAUAGAAGAUCAGAAGCUGUUAGUGGUGCAUCAAGUGAUGAUUCAUUAUUUAGUAACUUGUGUUCAACUUCAAAGACAUUAACUCGUGAUACAAGUAUUCAUUCAAAUAAUUCAGUUAGUAUAACUCCAACAAAGUUGGAAUUUGAAGACAUAAGUAUAAGUAGAAAAUCAUCAUUUAGAGGUAAUUUGAAAACAUCCACAGUUGGUACCAAACAACCAAUUAUUGAUUUAGAUGUUGCUUCCAAACCAUUACAACCUCGCUUAGGUUCACCACUCCCUAUUCAAGCAUUCCCUCAAUAUCAUGGUGAAGUUGUUGAAUUUAAUUUCCAAGAUGAGAAUUUUAUAUCUGAAGAAGAGGAAGAAGAAGAAGAAGUUGAAACUAAAGAAGAUAGUCAAAAUCAAGAUCAAGAUCAAAAUCAAGUUCAAGAUGAAGAUGAAUCUAAAGAAGAUGAUCAUUUAAGCCUUUUUGAAUUUUUAAAAGAAAGUAUUAGUGAAUCAAGUCAAAAUGGGACUGAAAAUUAUAAUCCUUUCCAACAUAUUCAUUUAACUAGAAGUUGGUGGGCUAGUAGUUGA